This is a messenger RNA of Aspergillus glaucus CBS 516.65, 1036 nucleotides long. RefSeq lists its product as uncharacterized. NCBI's taxonomy places the organism in Eukaryota, Fungi, Ascomycota, Eurotiomycetes, Eurotiales, Aspergillaceae. Bases 1 to 939 code for a protein of 312 amino acids. The transcript has 3 exons. The record is from RefSeq and is a predicted model, not a curated record.
AUGAACGGGACGCCGUCAUCGUCGCAAUCCACGAACCAGUAUUGGACCUGCCAAUCUUCCAAAAAAGACCUCAACGGCCCCAACACGCCCCUGGUAUUGAAAUUAGCUUCCUGUUUACCUCGAAGACUUGCCAUCAGGGUAGAACAGAGGAUUCAACAAGCUCAAGAGAAUCAACGAGAAUGGGUCACAGGUGUCCUCCUUUGUGCCUUUGCUGCCGCAAUUGUCUUAUUCCUCAAUGUGGUCCUAACCAUUAUUGCUGCUUCCAUUGCAUAUUCAAAAGCUGGGGACCAGGAAUUUACUUCUGCCACACUCUACCGCGGCAAAUGUUCUACCUCAAAGAACUGGGUGCGUGGCCUGCUUUUUUUGAUAAAUGUACUCAGCACAAUCAUGCUGGCAGCAAGCAAUUAUUGCAUGCAGUGCCUAAGUGCACCAUCUCGCAAGAUUGUUGAUAAUGCCCACACUCAGCAAAAGUGGCUUGACAUUGGAGUACCUAGUAUGAAGAAUCUCUGCUUUGUUGGCUGGAGAAGAUACAUUCUAUGGAUCUUGCUAUUGAUAUCCUCCUUGCCCAUUCAUCUAAUAUGUAACUCUGCUGUGUUCUCUGCAUUGGGCACAAAUGAGUAUAAUGUCCUCCUUGAACUUGCAGACUUCGACAUCAAAAACCCACCGGACCAUGACUCUGCUUUUGCAAGCUGUUUUGAAAAGAACGUUGCUAUGAAUAUGUCAGAUUUUUACACUCAAGUCGCGCAUUUUGAAGAGCUUGAUAAACAGAAAUGCAUUGACACUUACGCUGUUGAUUUUGUUGCAGGUCGAGGAACUCUGAUUCUCAUCACCAAUGACUUGACCGCAGAUAACGAGUCGUUGCGCUUGGUUGCCACCGGGAAUUCUCGCGAGUCAUAUACGAGCGUUCCUUUUAUGUGGAUGUGCGAUCACUCGAAUUAGCAUUGUCUAUACGAGAAUCCAGACGAUUUGUCUGUAAUAAACUCCACACCCUGGUCACUUCCCUUGUUUAAUGUGACCACUCCGUCAAAUAUCACCC